AUGGGUCUCAAAUUUAUUCUAAUAUUGGCAAUAUCGCUUUCGGCGAACGCUCUUUUUCUGUCGACGUUAGGUGACUUCUUGAAUAUUGUACAUCAGCAUUCAAAAGGGAAUAAAAUUGAACAGUGCCCUUGUGUAAUUCAUCCAGCAAGUGGAAAAUGUAUUGUAUACGAUCCACGAUAUCAAGCAGCAACUCUUGAGGAAGCUAUGCACACCUUCCUGGAUCUAACCUCUCCACCUGAUCCUCAAUUAGAUGUCGUGGCAUACACUUGCACAACUGUUGAAUGUCAGCACUGUUUCGGUUUACUGUACUACCAUCUCCUCGACAUUGGAGUUAUCAAUAAGGAUUUCCGACCAGUGACGCAUGCACUCCCACGCUACAUGCUUCAAAAGAAUCUUUGUCCACGGUAUAGAUUUCUGAAGCAUAUAAAUAUCCCACCUCUACCACAACUUAUACCACCACAUGUUCGUACUAUGAUCAUAAAUGGCUUACAAAGAGCAGGAAUACCUUUGCCAGAGGGAAUUGCCACAGAAACAUUUAUGGAUCGAAUUGGACAAUUUGGACCAGAACAACCACAACAACAACACCAAAUAUCACCAACAUCACAGCAGAAUGGAGGACUAGGAUUUGUUGGAGGGUGGAUGUGGAAUCCACAAACAGGACAAUGGCAGCAAUCUGCAUUCGAAAAUGGCGAAGAUAAAUCAAUGACUAAUGAGUCCUUCCCAUUCACUCCUCCAAGACCAUUAGGAAAUCAGCGAAAAUUCACCGGCCAACCAUUUCCAGAACAGGGGUUCCCGGAUGGUCGAUAUCCAUCACCGUAUGGUAGGCUCAAGUUCCCCGUACCACAUCGAGGACAUCAUGUGCCACCUGCAGAUAAUUUUAUGCCCGGAAAUUUUAUUCCACCACAAGUACCGCUUGGAGGUUAUGGGAAACGAAAAAAAAGAGCGGCUAAGCAAGCUAUAGUGGGUUCACGUUUUAUUAUUGGAUGCAGCAAUAGAGGUGAAUCCGAUGACAGUUUACUCGCACUAUGCGGUUCUUGUUGGGCUUGGAGAGAAUUGCCUGAAGAUUAUUUUCCGCGAUUGUUAAAUGAACUAAGCUGUAAAGAGAAUGACUUCUGUCUAUCUGGAUGGGGUGAGUGUGUACAACAGUUUCGAAAUGUUGAUAUUCUACGAAAAGUUGGUGGACAAUGGCAAUCAGCAGCGUUAUCCGUAGCAACAUGUUGUGAUUGUCGAGUUCGUGCUGGCACAGAAGUUCAUUCACUUGUCGUUGGUGAUCGUAAUAAUAUUGCACUCGUUUAA
Messenger RNA from Necator americanus (New World hookworm), 1296 nucleotides. RefSeq lists its product as uncharacterized. The record is from RefSeq and is a predicted model, not a curated record. The coding region runs from base 1 to 1296 and encodes 431 amino acids. NCBI's taxonomy places the organism in Eukaryota, Metazoa, Nematoda, Chromadorea, Rhabditida, Ancylostomatidae. The transcript is spliced from 13 exons.